Molecule: messenger RNA, 1242 nt
Organism: Arachis ipaensis
Lineage: Eukaryota; Viridiplantae; Streptophyta; Magnoliopsida; Fabales; Fabaceae
Source: RefSeq, a predicted model, not a curated record
GCAAAAUAACGAUGCAUGUACAUAGGAGUGUACUAAUUCAUCAAGCUGAUGUACGACUACCCAUGACCGAGCUACAAUAAGAUCCCAACUGAGACCAGAGAGCAAUGGUUUCAGAAGUGGGCGGUAAAAACUCAACAUAUUCAAACCUUAGUUAGUUUAUAUCUUCUAUUUUGUUUAAUUAUUUUUUUAAUUUCGAUUAACUCGUGCUAAAUAUUCUUUGUGCAAGAGAAAUUUAUAUGGGGCAAGACUCACGAUGCCAUUAUUAGGAAGAUCUUCGACCAUUGGAUGGUUAGGCAGCUUCAGCAGAUGUUGAAGGACAUAUGUGAGCACCGCGACUACCUCACCACCAUUUGGCUUCGUCCGGACAUUAAGAAGGCACUGUGCGUCCAUUGGGAGACUAAUAAAGGGUUCAAGGGUAGCUGCCUCACAAACAAAGCUGACAGGGUAUCGGCCAGGUCGUCGAAAUAUACCAAUGGGAAGCGACUUUCAUGAAAACAAAGUCUAAGUCGUUGGAUCAUGAUGCGAUGAUGUCGGAUACUUUCAAGUAUACUCACACGUUGAAGGAGAAAAAUGAGAGAUUUGCUUAUCAGCGGGUUGUGGAUCAUUAUGAGUCCUACACGCAAAGAUUAAAGGUCGCAACCCAGCAAUCUCAAUGUACUGGAGACGACGACAACAACUCCGCUGCAUCAUUCGUCGAUCCUGAUAUGGUUUGGUGCGAGGUCGCAUCUGAGUCGUACAAGAAUCGCGUCUACGGGUUGGGAUCAUUCUUUACUGACAACCUUCGCACAUCCACAUUGAGACAAUCAUCUGCCUCUGCCACUAGUCGGCCCUUCGAUCCCAGGACAAUGUCGAUUUGAGGGAGCAGGUGCUGCUCCUCACUCGGAGCCUUUACCAACAGGCUCAGUAGCUGCAGGAGUUUGAGGAGAGGUAUCAGGCAAUCCUUUCACGCAUGACAGAUAUAGGUGACCUCAGGCUGGAGUGGAGGUAGGAGCUGGAACGGCUUCAGCGGAUGAAAUGACAGAUGACGGUGUACCAAAUUCAAAUGCGUGCCAGUUGCAGCGGCAGUGCUGGUGGCAGCGGCGGCGUUGUUGGAGGGGCAUAAACAUCACCGCUUAGGCCGCCACCUCCGCAGAACCAGUGGAACGACGACGACAACUAUCAGGAUCUUUAGUGAUUAGGGUUUUGUUUUAGACUGUUGAUUGUAUUAUAUCUUCUAUUAUUUGACUUUUCAUUUCAUUUGUA